This is a messenger RNA of Aptenodytes forsteri (emperor penguin), 3872 nucleotides long. RefSeq names its product sclerostin (gene SOST). The record is from RefSeq and is a predicted model, not a curated record. NCBI's taxonomy places the organism in Eukaryota, Metazoa, Chordata, Aves, Sphenisciformes, Spheniscidae. Bases 1763 to 2404 code for a protein of 213 amino acids. Gene Ontology annotation, biological process: negative regulation of Wnt signaling pathway; ossification; negative regulation of BMP signaling pathway. Gene Ontology annotation, molecular function: BMP binding. The transcript has 2 exons.
AAAGAAAAUAGUGUGUUGUAUCUCUCCAUAAAAACAGAGUAAUUUCUGAGAUGGUAGGAUGCAUAAGAUGUGGGCUGGAGGAAAGGGAACAGACAGUAAGGGCACACGGUUGUAUGCAACACAAUGCACGAUUGCUUUUAGAGAUUCUUUGGAAUAUUUGGAAAGGAGGGCUCUUCUGAGAAUGCUAAUCUCUAUAAUUUUGGGCAGAGAGAAAGGGUAGGAGAGAAAGCAUGUCACAAUAUAUUUCAGAUGCUGUUAUUUUAGGAAAGGACCAUUGAAACUCAGUACCGCUAGUGCAUCUGCUGUGUGUGUCUCUGUGUAUGUGUAAGGCUGAAGAGGUGAAAUGUCCUCGGUUCAUUGCUGUUGUUUAAAUCUAUGAUUUAUCAUCAAGGUCACACCAAGAGAGAAUACACCUCCACUUUAAAUUUGGUGACACCUGUUUUCCAUGCCAGGGCAGAGGAAUUGUCAGAAUGGAAUGCAAGCCUUAGGUAAUGAGUCUUACAGUAGUAUGGACAAGUCAGACAGUGAAUCACUUUUGAAUCUCUUUUCCAUGAAAUAUUUUUAUGAGGAUGUAUGUGACAAACAUUGCAGUAACACGUAUGGGUGUCCCUCUAGUGCUUUAAGCAAACAUUUUGCAUUCAUUAGCUCAAUGUAGUAUCUAACCUUACUAAAAGCUGAGAUGCUUUCCGAUUAAUGUAUUUAGCCUGAUAUCAUUUGCAAAUAACUUGAAAGCAUUUGUGGUCUUGAGACAAAGAAAUGAUGCAACUAUCACCACUAUCAUCUUAUUUUUGCGAGGAAGAAGAAUACCAUAGAUGAGAUUUUAAAACAUGACACAUUAAUACGUCCUGGGCAUAGGUGCCCUAGACAUAAGAUCAUCAAUUAUUUUUGUUGGUUGCAUCAUGAAUGGAAAUCAGUCUGGUCAUGUUCUUGUGUUUAAAAUAAGUAAAUGUCCUAUAUUCAACAAUUGCACAGAAUGUCAGCAGAAGUAGUAGUAUGCAAUGAAUUUAAAGCAAAUGCUUUUUUUUAAAGUGAUAAAAAUGUCAGAAAGAGCACAUCAAAAAGCAUGAUGUACAACAGCCUGGCUGUUUACCCUAACAUAUUCCAAGUAGCCUAUUUUUUAAGGAAAACUGAACAAAACAAUUUCUCAUUUUGAAAAGAAGCUCUUUCCUGUUUCUUCCAGUACCUUUGUGAAAUAAAAUGUGGAACUCCUUGUUUUGUAAUGGGAAAAAAAAGCUACCCCCCCCAAUCAUUUGCCUGCAGAGACUGAAAAGCGUAACUACUGAGCUAUGGUUUCUAGAUUUGCUUAAUUUAUACUGGGGGCAGGGGGGAAGAGGAAGAACAACAGUAAAAAUAAAAAGUCUGAAAAACCUUUGGAAAAGACAAUAGCCAAAGAUUCAAAUAUGGAGGUAGAAGCAGGUUUUAAUCAUAACAUUGUUAGAAAAAACUGCAGAAAGACUUGUCAGGUUGCAAUUCAUCCUAGUCUUGUCAAUCACCAUUAUUGCCAGGCACAAAAAUGAAGCUGAAGUGCAUAUGAGAAGUUUUUACAUAGAAGUUGUAGAAUAUUGUCACUAACCCACCCCCACACACCCAUUUUAUUUCAUACUGACAAAAGCUGAGAUGAAUGAGUUGUCUGGCCCUUCCCACUUUGUAUAGUCAUUGGCUGGCUUGGUUCUAAAAAGGAUUUAAAAAAGGGGAAUAAUGUGCCUUUGCCUGGGAUCUGAGACUGUCAGGGUGCUGAAAAGCUAAUCUGUGAGCUGCCACCAUGCAGAUCUCUUGGGCUGUGUGCUCUGUCUGUGUCUUAAUACAAAUUGCAUUUCGAUCUGUGGAAGGGUGGCAGAUGUUUAAAAAUGAUGCUACUGAAAUCAUUCCUGAGAUCACUGAAAAUACAGAAACACCAAUGGAGCAGACUUUCAGCAACAACAACACAAUGAACCAGGCAAAGCAUGGAGGAAGACACAUACCACAAGCUCCAGACCCUAACGAUGCUUCCGACUUCAGCUGCAGAGAAAUGCGAACCACCCGCUAUGUCACAGAAGGGCCUUGCCGCAGCAUCAAGCCUGUCAAGGAACUGGUCUGCUCUGGUCAAUGUGUCCCUUCGCACCUCCUUCCCAACUCUAUUGGUAGAGGGAAGUGGUGGCGUCAGAAUGCCCUGGAUUAUCGCUGCAUUCCUGCUCACACUCGCAUGCAGCGCAUCCAGAUGGCUUGUCCCGAGGAAGAGACUCGGACUUACAAAUUCCGAGCUGUCACAUCCUGCAAAUGCAAGCGCUACACUCGCUACCACAACCAGUCUGAGCUGAAGGACUUUGGAAAGGAAACUGUCAGGCCUCAGAAGAACAAGAAGCCCCGUCUCUCCAGAGCCAGGAGCAGCAAAUCUAACCAGCAUGAGUUAGAAAAUGCUUAUUAGAAGGUGGCUCUGAGUGAUACUGCCUAGCAGCUCUGGAUGUUUUACAAAACAUCAAAUGGCACUCACAGGCCACAGCAUGACAUUCUGACUGCAGUAGGUUCCAAUUCCUUCUGCUAAGCUGGGUCCAAGGCUCACAUAGUCAAAAAAAUCUGUCAGAUUGUAGCAGUUAUGGUCUGAUAAGAGAAUGAGAUAAGCCGAGCUGGAGGGAGCAACACCUAAAUUCAGUCUGAAAGGACAGGUACACCUUGGAGAUUCAUGUGAGGUCAUGUGGCUUGUACAAGUAGGAAUGCAGAGGGAAGUGAAGCUGUUACGGCAACAAUCACACUUUGUUAGAAGUUGUUCUACUCAUGUUAUGUGAAAAGAACACUGAGAUCCCUUUCCCACUUUUAUAAGUGCCAUGAUGCAGGACAAACAUGUGAUUAAGGAAGCACCAGCAGAGUUACCGCUCUCUGAAUGAGUUGUAGAAAGUUAGUGAUAGCAGGGAUUUCAACAGUUAUGGUGACUGAAGUCAAAUUGUUGGGAAAUUAACAUCCUGUGAGAUGUCCUCAUGCUCCAGUUGUUUCCUCUAAAACACAAAAAUCAAAAUAUGGCACUCGUGUUCUCAAAAGUGUGACAAAGCUAUUUCAUACUUUUGAUUAAAAGACUGUAGGUUCAACAGAUUCAAAAACUGAGAUUUGACAACUAAAACCAUACUUGUUUUAGGGACAAUGAUUUGUUUCAGGAACAAUUAAACAAAUUCCACUAAGUGGAGCAGAUUUAUGAAAUAGAUGCUCGUCUCAAACCAGAUAACCUCACUGAUGUUUGUCCUGUAAACAGCUAAUGAUAUGCAUAAUUUAACAUAAAAGAUACUGAUUAUUCCUUAUUUCCUAGAACACAAUUGACUUUAGUAUCAGCUUAGAUAUCUCAAUUUACUUUUUCUAUUCUGUAGAGUUUGGAUUAUCUGGCCACACACUUUGUAGUGCUAAGACUGUGCAAGCCAAGUUCUGUAAGUAAGGUGCUGGUUCUGCAUUAAAAGUGAGCCUCUGCUAAUUUUAAAGUCAUUAAUUCCUCUAGACAAGUCUUUGGUGUGUGCAGCUUUGGUAAGUCUUUAGUUUGACAGCAACUUUCCUUUACUUAGCUUCUCAACAUUCAGACUAAUGUUUGUGUUUUUAACAUUAAAGAAUAUUAUUAGAAAGUGAAUCGUCACAUGCUGUAUAUAUCCUGUAGAAGUGCUAAGCCUAGUAUCAGAUGAACACAGUUUGGGAUGAAGACAGUUCCUCACUGUUCUUAUUUUCUAUGUAGAGUUUAUGCUGAAGUCAUAUAAACUAUGGAAAUUUGCAAUGUUGAUAGAUUUUGCAAUUAUUUUAUGUGGGAACAGAACCUAGAGAGAAAAGAUAUUGUUUCAGAAAGUGAAUUACAUAUUUAUUUUUUUUCUCAGAAAUUAUUUAUGCAAUGUUUUUCCUUGUAGAGAAUGAGAAAGUAAUAAUGC